Messenger RNA from Mus caroli (Ryukyu mouse), 1895 nucleotides. Lineage: Eukaryota; Metazoa; Chordata; Mammalia; Rodentia; Muridae. The record is from RefSeq and is a predicted model, not a curated record.
GAGGCGGCGUCUUCGAAGCAGUGGCUGGAGGAAGGCGGGGCUUGCGUUGCCAGAGUAACCGGAUCAUUGGUGGUGGUGUAGUCUUCCUGUGUACAGAAAUCUAUUUCCUGUGCUGAGAUCCAUUUACUAUGCUUGCAGACCCUUAUCGACGUGGUGCUGUCUCAACACUAACUUGGAUCUGAAUCUCCCUGAGUGCUGGAGUCAGUUCUCUCAAGCGGUGGAGUUCUGCCUUGCAUCUCCUACCAGGACCGCUUAGUAAUAGCUGUCUGCUGGCUCAGCGUCUAGUUCAUUUCAUACUUAACAGAUCACUGUGUUUUAGCAGGCACUUGACAGAAUCUAAGAGGCAAUGUAUUCAGUAUUGGAUUCCAAAUAAUCAAUGAUUUUACCCAUUCUGUAGCCUUGUAUUUCUACUUUAAUGAAGGAAGUGUCAGCUGGCGUUGCAUCCUCGGGCAGUAUGAGAGCCUGUCAGCAGGGAAGAAGUUCCAGUUUGGUUUCUCCAUAUAUGGCACCCAAGAAUCAGAGUGAGAGGUUUGCUUUCAUUGCAGAGUGGUACGAUCCAAAUGCUUCACUGCUCCGACGCUACGAGCUUCUCUUUUACCCCACAGACGGAUCUGUUGAAAUGCACGAUGUAAAGAAUCGUCGCACCUUCUUAAAGCGGACCAAGUAUGAGGACCUGCGCCUGGAAGAUCUAUUUAUAGGCAACAAAGUCAAUGUGUUUUCUCGACAGCUGGUGUUGAUUGACUAUGGGGACCAAUACACAGCCCGCCAGCUGGGCAGCAGGAAAGAGAAAACUUUAGCCCUGAUCAAACCAGAUGCAGUGUCAAAGGCCGGAGAAAUCAUUGAGAUGAUAAACAAAAGUGGAUUUACUAUAACCAAACUCCGAAUGAUGACUCUGACAAGGAAAGAAGCAGCGGACUUUCACGUAGACCAUCACUCAAGGCCUUUUUAUAACGAACUGAUCCAGUUCAUCACAAGUGGGCCUGUUAUUGCCAUGGAGAUCUUAAGAGAUGACGCGAUCUGUGAGUGGAAAAGGUUGCUUGGACCCGCAAACUCUGGGCUAUCGCGGACAGAUGCCCCCGGAAGCAUCCGAGCCCUCUUUGGGACAGAUGGUGUGAGAAAUGCAGCUCACGGCCCUGAUACUUUUGCAUCUGCUGCCAGAGAAAUGGAAUUGUUUUUUCCUUCAAGUGGAGGCUGUGGGCCAGCGAACACUGCUAAAUUUACCAAUUGCACCUGUUGCAUCAUUAAGCCUCAUGCUAUCAGUGAAGGAAUGUUGGGAAAGAUUUUAAUAGCUAUUCGGGAUGCAUGCUUUGGAAUGACAGCGAUACAGAUGUUCAAUUUGGAUCGGGCUAAUGUUGAAGAAUUCUAUGAAGUCUAUAAAGGUGUAGUGUCUGAGUAUAAUGAUAUGGUGACAGAGCUGUGCUCCGGCCCUUGCGUAGCAAUAGAGAUCCAACAGAGCAACCCUACAAAGACAUUCCGAGAAUUCUGCGGACCUGCUGAUCCUGAAAUCGCCCGGCACUUACGACCUGAGACCCUCAGGGCAAUUUUUGGUAAAACUAAAGUUCAAAAUGCUGUUCAUUGCACGGAUCUGCCGGAGGAUGGGCUCCUGGAGGUCCAGUAUUUCUUCAAGAUCUUGGAUAAUUAGCCCUCUAGAGUAAAGACGACACAGACUGAGACGCCCAGACAAGCGAGUCACACACGUGAGGAAUGUGUUCAUUCUUUUAUUGUCCGUUGUGUUAACCUGACUGACACAAGAUCAACAAGAGCACUGUACUCCUGGCAAUUAUUACAUAUGCUAGAACAUGGAUUUGCACUGUAGACAACACUUAACACCAGUCUAUGGGGUACUGCAUUGCUUUUUAUAAAGUUCAAAAUAAAGAUUUUUAUUUUCAAACAAG